Molecule: messenger RNA, 2891 nt
Organism: Physcomitrium patens
Lineage: Eukaryota; Viridiplantae; Streptophyta; Bryopsida; Funariales; Funariaceae
Product: sugar transport protein MST4
Biological process (GO): monosaccharide transmembrane transport
Cellular component (GO): membrane
Molecular function (GO): monosaccharide transmembrane transporter activity
Source: RefSeq, a predicted model, not a curated record
GGCUUCACCCGGAUUAUAUUACCUAUCCUCCCAGUCGGACUCUCGCCAUCCAGCGCUUGUGCGAUUGCAGCAGAUGUUGUCAGUAGCCCUUUCAACGCUUCACUGCAUCCAUCGUCCUCACUCCUCACUCCUCCCUCUCCUCUUCCAACCUGCAGCAGCAGCAGCACCGUUGCGAGGGGAGCCUGCUUCACUUCAGCUGUGAAUCCUGUUCGCAAAAAAUUAAAGCUCUUAGCAGCAGCAGUCGUCGCCGCCACCUUGAGUUUUGGACACUGAUCCUUCAAUUGUUACCCACUUGUUCAUCAUCCCUUUAUGGAGAGAAGGAGAGCGCUGCAUGUUUCGUCGUAGAAGUUGCUUGAUCAGCGAAUUCACGUUUGCCUUUUUCUGCAUCGUAACCAUUGUAAUUUCGGUGGAGGAGGAUUUUAUUCAAGACGGAAUUUGCUCGGAAGAAUUUCGUAGAGCUGAAGAAGGCAGUUAGAUUGGUUGCGAAGCAGGAGGUAGAUCUGAAGGGAAGCCAAGAUGGCUGGGGGAGGAGUUGUGAUGGCGGGGGAUAUCAAGCACUACCCAGGCCGCACAACUUUCUUCGUGAUCAUGGUCUGUAUAGUGGCGGCAUCAGGAGGUCUUAUGUUCGGAUACGAUGUCGGAAUUUCAGGUGGUGUCACGUCCAUGGAUGAAUUUCUGGCUAAGUUUUUCCCGGCGGUGCUUGAGAAGAAGAGGGCCGCGGCAGCAACGGAGAGCGCAUACUGCAAGUAUGAUGACCAGAAGCUACAAGCAUUUACGUCGUCGCUGUACAUCGCUGCGCUCGUAUCGACCUUCUUCUCGUCUUACACCACUAUGCAUUACGGUCGCAAGGCCACCAUGCUCAUAGCCGGUAUUGCCUUUUGCCUGGGCGUCAUCUUCACAGCCGCUGCCGCCGAAAUCAUCAUGCUCAUCAUCGGGCGCGUCCUGCUCGGCUGGGGUGUCGGAUUUGCUAACCAGGCUGUUCCGUUGUACCUUUCGGAGAUGGCGCCCUCAAAGUGGCGAGGGGCGCUUAAUAUCCUUUUCCAGUUGGCGGUGACCAUCGGCAUCCUCUUCGCAAAUCUCGUGAACUACGGCACGGAAAAGAUGGCCCGCAAUGGAUGGCGUGUCUCCCUCGCUAUCGCCGGCCUGCCUGCCAUCUUUAUCACCCUCGGAGGAAUCCUUCUGCCCGACACUCCCAACUCUCUCGUGCAGCGUGGCAAGCAUGAAAGAGCCCGCCAGGUUCUUCGCAAAAUUCGAGGCAUUGAAAACGUAGAAGAAGAGUUCGACGACAUUCUGAUUGCCAGUAACGAAGCUGCCGCCGUGAAACAUCCUUUCCGCAACAUUCUGAAACGCCGCAAUCGUCCACAGCUUGUCAUAUCCAUGAUCCUCCAAUUCUUCCAGCAGUUCACUGGAAUCAAUGCAAUCAUGUUCUACGCUCCUGUUUUGUUUCAAACCUUGGGAUUCGCAAGCUCCGCUUCUCUUUACUCCGCUGUCAUCGUCGGUGCCGUGAAUGUACUAGCCACUUGCGUUGCCAUCACUCUUGUAGAUCGCAUCGGUCGGCGCUGGUUGCUACUCGAGGCCUGCAUCCAAAUGUUCGUCGCACAGACGGCGAUUGCGAUCAUUCUUGCGUUAGGAUUGGAUGGCAAUUACAUGCCAACCUACCUGGGAUGGAUUGCUGUGGCGUUGAUCUGUGUGUAUGUAUCCUCCUUCGCUUGGUCCUGGGGCCCCUUGGGAUGGUUGAUUCCCAGUGAGAUCUUCCCCUUGGAGACCCGAUCCGCAGGACAGGCAAUCACGGUGUCGACGAACAUGGUCUUCACCUUCCUCAUCGCCCAAGUGUUCCUGUCAAUGCUGUGCACAUUCAAGUGGGGCAUCUUCCUCUUCUUCGCUGCUUGGGUGGUGGUCAUGUUCCUGUUCACAUAUUUUUUCAUCCCCGAGACCAAGGGCAUUCCCAUCGAGGAGAUGGACCUCGUCUGGACUCGGCACUGGUUCUGGAAGAAUUACGUCCCCCAUCCCGACACUCUCGCGCAUCCUAAUGGCAUCCCCAUGGAGGCCAUGAAGACCAGCAAGCUUGAGGAUGGCGCUGCGAACGGCCACAAACUCUGAGCUGGGCAAAUUCACCAUGACAAUGAACAAGAUCAGGGUGGAAUGCCUGUUUCUCCAAGCUUGAUCAUUUUGUAUGUACAGGGUGACAUUGUAGAAUUUUUUAAAAGAUAUUGAUCUGCUUCAGAAAACAAGGAUUGAUUGGUCGGAAGAGGAGGAAUGAACGUAAACUAGAAGCAUUGCUCUAUAUUCAGGUGAUGCAUUGUCUUUCUGCACUAUGUAGGUUAGUUUACUUGAUGUGGGAAGGCAGCAUCUCGAUGUCUAUAGGAGAGCUAGGCUUGAACCAGGUGAGUGCCGGCAUUUUCAAUGCAACUCAACUGGAGUUGUUCCACUUUAUAUAUAAUCAUGACACAACAUUUUUGACUAUUCAAAGGUUUCUAGUCGCUAGAAAGAAGGCAUGUGGAUUGACUCGGGGGCGAGAUAGGGGCAGGAUGUCCAUCCUACUCAUGCAUAGUCUUCCUUCUGCAGAGUUCAACUUGUAGUGCAGAUUGGAGCUGAGUUGGAAACUAGGCUCUGAUAGGAUCAGCAAUGUCAGUCAAACAGCACAACCUAUUCGGCUUCCCAGCAGAUUUUUAAAACAAUUCAUGGACUCGCAGUCUGUUUUCUAGAGCUGAAAGAAGUGUUGCUCUAUUCGCAUCAGAACGGAGGAAGAGCAGAAAUGGAGAAUUGCACUGCAAAUUAGUACUCAGUCCUGAAGCGAAGCAGCUCUUAGUGCUCGUUAAGGCCAUUUCCAUUAUCUUCUUGGUCCUUGGCACCAGAAGCAGCAGAAGUAAAGCCUAUGUUGGAAUUGCAUC